Messenger RNA from Salvia miltiorrhiza (redroot sage), 2119 nucleotides. Its product is annotated as probable pectinesterase/pectinesterase inhibitor 46. NCBI's taxonomy places the organism in Eukaryota, Viridiplantae, Streptophyta, Magnoliopsida, Lamiales, Lamiaceae. Gene Ontology annotation, biological process: cell wall modification. The coding region runs from base 1 to 1530 and encodes 509 amino acids. The transcript has 2 exons. Gene Ontology annotation, molecular function: pectinesterase activity; pectinesterase inhibitor activity. The record is from RefSeq and is a predicted model, not a curated record.
AUGGCGUCGCUAUACAGCCGCAUAGGUCUCAUAAUCUGCAUAGCUAUGAUCAGCAUAGCUCAUGCAGAUGAUGAAAUCGCUUCAAAUAAUUCAACUGUUAUUCACCCUCAAGAAACCCUCAACAACUCGACCAUAUUAACAAUGCAACAAAUUUCAAAAGUAGCCUCAGAUUUCGCCGAAAACGGAGUAAUAGAGAAGCUCAUCAACAACAGUAGUAACAAUAAUAAUGCAUUGGCCUUGUCCGCAUUGAGAAGUUGCAGGGAGCUUCUCUCCCUCGCAAUGGACAACCUCAACAAGUCGCUCUCGACUCCCGUGGACACAGUCGAGGGCCGGGGCAGCGUCAAAUCCCGGCUAUGCGCUACCGGCGUCACUCUCCACACCUGCGUGGACGAAUUCAACGGCGGGCUCAGAGAUCUCGUCUUCCAGAAGCUCAAGGAGGCCAUUUAUCGUAACGCAGAGGUGAACAAAGUCAUGGCAGUAAUAAACAGUGAAACUGAUAAUCUCUUAGGGCAAGAUUCCGCCGACGGAUAUCCACGCUGGCUUUCCGACAGCGACAGGGAACUGCUCCUGCGGGGUGCGAAGAGCAGCGCCGAUGCGGUGGUGGCGAAAGAUGGAUCGGGGAAGUACAGCAGAAUCUGGGACGCCAUCCAGGCAGCGCCGAGAUGGAGUAAGAAGAGGUUUGUGAUUUAUGUGAAGAGCGGAAUGUAUCAUGAAAAUGUCAAGGUUGGAGCUGAUAAGUGGAAUGUGAUGAUGAUUGGGGAUGGGAUGGAUAAGACCAUCGUCUACAGCAAUUUGAGCAAUGGUGGCGGACAGUCCACUUGGGAAAGCGCCACCUUUGCUGUCCAAGGAGAGGGAUUCAUAGGGCGCGACAUGAGGUUCUCGAACACGGCGGGGCCCAUCAACCAACAAGCCGUGGCGCUGCUCUCGACCGCCGACCGAUCGGUAUUCUAUCGGUGCCGCAUGGACGGCUACCAAGACACCGUCUACGCCCAAUCCAACCGCCAGUUCUACCGCGAGUGCCACAUCUACGGCACCGUCGACUUCAUCUUCGGGGGGGCCGCCGCCGUCAUACAGAAGAGCUUCAUCUUCCCCAGGAAGCCCCUCCACGGCCAGGAUAACGUCAUCACGGCGCACUACAAGAAGGACCCCAAGUGCGAUACGGCCAUCGUCGUGCACUCCUCCACCAUCCAAGCGUCGGGCGACCUCACCGGCGUCCCCACCUUUCUGGGCCGCCCCUGGACGCCCUACGCUACCUCCGUCUUCAUGCACAACAUUAUCAACAAAGUGGUGGAUCCCAGAGGCUGGAGGCCCUGGGAUACGUCACGGGGCGCUCCGCCGCCGCCAGACACGAUUUUCUUCGCGGAAUACGACAACAGAGGCGCCGGCGCCAGCACGGCGAAUCGGGUGAAGUGGAAAGGUGUGAGAACUAACCUCAGUCCUGCGGAGGCCGGCAGGUUUACCGUGCGCUCCUUGAUUCAAGGAGACCAGUGGCUUCCGGGGACACAAGUCAGCUACGACCCGGACCUUUGAUUUGCAAUUUCUAAUUCUCCUGUGCGACGGUCGCACAGGAGUGCGACGGGUUGACCCGGCCCAAACCCGCCCUCCUGACCCGGAACCCUGACCCGCGUGGGUUUGACCCAUACUCCUAAUUAUUACAUUUGUGUAUAACAAUUGUUACUUUUAAUAAACAUAAUAUAUACAUUUGUUCAUAUAAAUGUAUAUUGAUAUGUAUACUGUUUUAUAUUGAAUGAAGGUAAAUAUUUAUAUUAAUAUAAGUAUACAUUUGUGCGACCAAAUGUAUAUCUUAUGCUUAGGGUUUAAUUUUCACCUAUUAGGGUUUAGUGUUCACGCUUAGGGUUUAGUUUACAGGGUUUAGGGUUUAGUUUAUAGAAUUUAGGGUUUAGAAAAUAUAAUACUGUAUAUUAAAUGAAGGAAAAUACCUAUAUUUAUAUAAGUAUACAUUUGUGCGAACAAAUGUAUAUUUCAUGCUUAUUAAAAGUAAUAAUUAUUAUAAACAAAUGUAAUAAUUUAGGAUUUAGGAUUGCGGGUCUGGAUUGCGGGCCGGGUCGGGCGCGGGCCGGGGCGGACCCGUCGCACACUAUGCGACGGUCGCACCCAA